Messenger RNA from Mastomys coucha (southern multimammate mouse), 5582 nucleotides. It is a transcript of the gene Large1, whose product is annotated as LARGE xylosyl- and glucuronyltransferase 1. Gene Ontology annotation, biological process: protein O-linked glycosylation via mannose. The record is from RefSeq and is a predicted model, not a curated record. Gene Ontology annotation, molecular function: xylosyltransferase activity; glucuronosyltransferase activity. The coding region runs from base 1834 to 4104 and encodes 756 amino acids. Lineage: Eukaryota; Metazoa; Chordata; Mammalia; Rodentia; Muridae. The transcript is spliced from 18 exons.
UGAACCAAGGAGCCGAAGGUGGGGCUCGGCCGAAGGCGUAGCCUAAGCAGGGCGGGCACUGGAGACGCACAUUCGUGGCGCUACCCAUUGGUCAUCCAUGCGGUCACGGGGAGGAGGCGUGGCUCCGAGGCGAGCUCCGGUCCCGCCCCCGCUCGGAACCCAGCCCGGGAUCGCGGUCCUUCCCCCUCGCCCCCAGCUGCACAGACUUGACACAGACACACAGUCACUGCAGCUGCUGAGCGAGCCCGACGCUCUAGGCACGCGGCGGCGGCCGGACUAGCCCGGAGCUCCAACACCACCGCCCGCCAGCGCGCUCCCACGCCGGUCCCUGCACAGAGAUUCCCGCCCGGCCGCGCGCGGGAAGCGGGGAUCGCGCGCCCGUCCGUUCGCGGCUCCGGGCUGCCCACGGCGUCUGCAGGGGACGAGCGGCUCCAAACCUGAGUGCUCCGUGAAGCCGGCGCGUCUCCAAGGCGGCGGCGGGGGCUGCCGGCCCGGGCUCCCCGCACCCAUCGGGCUGCGUCCCGCUUGCCGCGCCCCGCCGUGACCUUCCAAGGAGCGCCUAUCCCGGCCCGGCGCCUCCGGUCCCGUGCCCCAGGCCCGAGCGAGGCCCUCUUCAGCGCCUGCUUCUCGCGGAGCCGCGGGCGGGCGGGCGACGCAGGCCCGGGGGGAGGGUCACCGCAAGCAGCUACCGCCGGUCCCAGUGCUCGCUCGCCACGUUCGUCUCCCGGCCCGGCUGAGCUGCCUCCUGCCUCGCCGCUUCUCCGGAGCCAGGGGUGCGGCUGCACUCGCCUGGCCGGGCCGGUUGCGGUCAGACCCUGCCCUGAAGGGGCUAAGCGGUCAGGGGCGCGGAAGGUGAAGCCGGCGGAGCUGUCGCUCCGCGUUUCUUCCUGGCGCUGGUUUCCCAGACCCAACCUAGGGCCUUGCCCAUGCGAGGCGCCCAGGGCUUGGAAGAGUCCUUCUGGUGUGGAGCAGCUCUCGGCAGCCGCCGCGGAGGAGGAGAAAGAGGGGAGAGUGCUCAGUCCCGGCAAGGCGGACCUUUUCUGUUGGCAUUUGGAGCCCAAGGCUGUCCCGAAGUCUGUGCUUGGCACCGUCGGUCGGGUUAGAACAGCACCAGCUGGGAUCUCCACCCGGACCUACUGCACUUAGUAGGCGUCAGUGGCACCACGCGGUUCAGCUCUUUCGGAGGGUACCUCUGCCUGGGUGUAGUCAAGGCCAAGGGCUCUAAUCUGCUCAUCGUUUAUGGAUAAAACCACACUGGAUUAGGAUAAUGACUGUAUUUUACCUUCAUUGCCUUCAUGAGACCCCCUCGCCAUACACAGUCAUAUCCUGAUUUGCUGUGGAUAAUUACAGACUUCAAUAUUUGAGCUUGGUCUCCACCUUGUAUAUUGAGACAGAAUCACCUAGUUGAACCCAAAGCUCAUGGUCUGGCUUGUCAGCUUGCUCUGGGAAUUCCCUGCCUUCACAGUACAUCGAUUUCAGCUCGUGGCCCUGCAGCUGUGCCAGAUCACUUCCAGCAGAAGACAGCCAAAAAUUGCAAAUUUGAGAAAUGAACAGUCUCCUUGGGAGUCCACAUGGGCUUGAAGGCUGCAUAUUGAACAUUGAAUCACUUUAAUGCUUGUUUCACCUGCUGUUCAUCCAUAUUUGCCUUCAAUAAAACCAAGCAGCCUAGAAGAGCCUCAGGAGAGCCCAUCUUUCAGGGCCAGGAACACCUCCAGAGCACAGUGGCAAUCCAGGGUUAUAAGAAUGUUCUGAAGGUAUUAUGAGGGAUUCUGAGGACUUCUUGCUCUGCCCAGAGACACCACGUUGGAAUUAGAGAUUGGCACUUCUGAGAGGAUGCUGGGAAUCUGCAGAGGGAGAAGGAAAUUCCUGGCUGCCUCUUUGACUCUGCUCUGCAUACCCGCCAUUACCUGGAUUUACUUGUUUGCUGGGAGCUUUGAAGAUAGGAAACCUGUGUCUCUGUCUCCCCUGGAGUCCCAAGCCCACAGUCCCCGGUACACUGCCUCCAGCCAACGGGAGCGGGAGAGCCUGGAGGUGCGCGUGCGAGAAGUUGAGGAGGAAAACCGUGCUCUGCGAAGGCAGCUCAGCCUGGCCCAGGGUCAGAGCCCUGCUCACCGCCAUGGGAACCACUCCAAGACCUACUCCACAGAGGAGGGAACAGGGGACAGUGAGAACCUACGGGCUGGCAUUGUGGCAGGCAACAGCUCUGAGUGUGGGCAGCAGCCGGCUGUGGAAAAGUGUGAGACCAUCCAUGUGGCCAUCGUCUGUGCCGGGUAUAACGCCAGCAGGGAUGUCGUCACCUUGGUGAAAUCCGUCCUCUUUCAUAGGCGGAACCCUCUGCACUUCCACCUCAUUGCUGACUCUAUUGCUGAGCAGAUCCUGGCUACACUCUUCCAGACCUGGAUGGUACCUGCAGUGGGAGUAGACUUCUAUAAUGCUGAUGAGCUCAAGUCUGAAGUGUCCUGGAUUCCCAACAAACAUUACUCUGGGAUUUAUGGCCUGAUGAAGCUGGUGCUGACCAAGACUCUACCUGCCAACCUGGAGAGAGUCAUUGUCCUAGACACUGACAUUACCUUUGCAACAGACAUUGCAGAGCUGUGGGCUGUGUUCCAUAAGUUCAAAGGGCAACAGGUACUGGGCUUGGUAGAGAACCAGAGUGACUGGUAUCUUGGAAAUCUCUGGAAAAACCACCGUCCGUGGCCAGCCCUUGGAAGGGGCUAUAACACAGGAGUCAUACUACUGCUUCUGGACAAGCUUCGGAAGAUGAAAUGGGAGCAGAUGUGGAGGCUGACAGCAGAGAGGGAACUCAUGGGUAUGCUGUCUACCUCCUUGGCUGACCAGGAUAUUUUCAAUGCUGUUAUCAAACAAAACCCCUUUCUGGUGUAUCAGCUUCCCUGCUUCUGGAAUGUGCAGCUGUCAGACCACACCCGCUCUGAGCAGUGCUACAGAGAUGUGUCUGAUUUAAAGGUCAUCCACUGGAACUCCCCCAAGAAGCUUCGUGUGAAAAACAAACACGUGGAAUUCUUCCGCAACCUCUACCUGACCUUCUUAGAGUAUGAUGGCAACCUCCUGCGGCGGGAGCUGUUUGGCUGCCCCAGCGAGACUGAUGUCAACAGUGAAAAUCUUCAGAAGCAGCUCUCUGAGCUGGAUGAGGAUGACUUGUGUUAUGAGUUCCGGCGAGAGCGCUUCACUGUCCACAGAACCCACCUGUACUUCCUGCACUAUGAGUUUGAGCCUUCUGCUGACAACACAGACGUUACCCUCGUUGCUCAGCUCUCCAUGGACAGACUACAGAUGCUGGAGGCCAUCUGUAAACACUGGGAGGGACCCAUCAGUCUGGCCCUCUACCUGUCGGAUGCAGAAGCCCAGCAGUUCCUCCGCUAUGCCCAGGGAUCCGAGGUGCUCAUGAGCCGGCAGAAUGUGGGCUACCACAUCGUGUACAAGGAGGGUCAGUUCUAUCCUGUCAAUCUCCUACGCAACGUGGCUAUGAAGCACAUCAGCACACCCUACAUGUUCUUAUCUGACAUUGACUUCCUGCCUAUGUAUGGGCUCUAUGAGUACCUCAGGAAGUCUGUCAUCCAACUUGACCUUGCCAAUACCAAGAAAGCAAUGAUUGUCCCAGCAUUCGAAACGCUGCGCUACCGACUGUCUUUCCCCAAGUCAAAAGCAGAGCUGCUGUCAAUGUUGGACAUGGGGACCCUAUUCACAUUCAGGUAUCACGUAUGGACUAAAGGCCACGCACCCACAAACUUUGCCAAAUGGCGAACUGCCACCACGCCUUACCAGGUUGAGUGGGAGGCUGAUUUUGAGCCAUAUGUUGUUGUGAGACGAGACUGCCCUGAGUACGAUCGGAGAUUUGUGGGCUUUGGCUGGAACAAGGUGGCUCACAUCAUGGAAUUGGAUGCACAGGAGUAUGAGUUCACCGUGUUGCCCAAUGCCUACAUGAUCCACAUGCCCCAUGCCCCUAGUUUCGAUAUCACUAAGUUCCGUUCCAACAAGCAAUACCGCAUCUGUCUCAAAACCCUGAAGGAAGAGUUUCAACAGGACAUGUCCCGACGAUAUGGCUUUGCUGCCUUGAAAUAUCUCACGGCUGAGAACAAUAGCUAGCACUACGAAGGCCACCACUAGGGAGAGACAUGCCACAAGGGAAGAACCACUUCCUGCCUGGGGCCCAGCCUUUGAAGACAAAAUCCAACACUGCUUUUCUUUGGGUUUUUUUUUUUCCCUAUGUCUCUUUAGCCCCACAAAGCUGCUCUCUUCUGAAGUCUUGGACAGAGACCCAGCCCAACAUGGGUGCUUCCAGAAUGGGACAUAGAAGAAUGGAAGCAAGUGAAGAGUUUAACAACUUACCACAAAGCCACAGACCAAGUCAGGGUUUCUGGAUAUUUCCCAUUGCUUGUUAACAAUUAGGGGUCAAACCUUAGCUGUUGAGGAAGUCAGAGCAAUAAAGUUUCCUACGAUGGAAAUUUACCCUGCCACCUAACUGGGCACCCAUGUGUAAUAGCAACCCAAGGACCCAAACAAACAUCUGGAGACUCUCAUAGGGACAUUAUACAUGCAGGGAUCUGGAGAAGGGAUGAAUUGGUUGUUUAUUCUCAAAGUCACUCUUGUUUUAUUUUUAGUUGUUUGAAUUUGGGUGAUUUUGUUCAUUUUAGUCUUGGAAUCUAAGUUUUUAAAAAAUUUAACCCUUAAAGCUCUAAAAGAAAAAUCAACUCCCUCAAUCAACACCCCUCAACAUCAGUGGCCCUGCAAAGACAAGCAUCCUCGGAGAUGUUCAUGAGUGAACAGCUUCCUUCAUGAUGACCACUGAGACCACCCGAUUUCAAGUUUCCACUCUCUAGAUCCAGGGCUAUGACGGGCACUAUAGAAAUAUGAGGCCAAACACUAUAUGCAAGUCACAUUUUCUAUGGACCAUCACCAAGUCACAAGGAAAGGGCUUCAUGGAACUACUUCAGCACUCACAGAAGGUAUAAUUCCCUUCUUGGGCCUUUAGAAGAACUUGAACAGUUCACAGAAGUUCAAUUUGAACACUUGUUGAACACUACAUUGAAGCCACUGGAAGAAAUGGGUCAGGUAUCUCUGUGUUCAUCCCUGCCUCACUGUUGAAAGUAAGGGAGCUGGUGAACUUAGUUUCCCCUCAGGACCUGUCUGAGUGUUGGCACGCACCUCUUCAUUGUGCAUAUGGAAGAAACACUGGACCCAUUCUUCACUAUUAAUGUUGUGUUUACAUUGAUGAGAACAAGAGUUAAUGGCAUACCCUGUACUGGGCUGUUUGUAUUGAGUUGCCACGUGACCAGCGAAAGCUGCAUUCAAUAAAUGAAGUACAGACUGUUUCUUCCUCUUCUCCCUCCCACCCUUGUAAGAAGCCACAUGACACAUUUGGUCUAGAGAGCAAAGUUAAAUCCAUGCACAGCAUCUCACACUCUCUGUUCUCACAUCUCAUCUUUCUCAUUGUUUGAAAUGUCACCUUUGUUUCCCUCCCAAUUCAAAGAAAAUUCAAAUUUUCCACUGAGCUUCUGUCUCACCACUGUAGCCAGAUGUUUUAUAUUUUAAGUAUGCAAAUUGUGAAAAUCAGUAUCAUUCAA